Morchella importuna is the source of this 852-nucleotide messenger RNA. RefSeq lists its product as uncharacterized. The record is from RefSeq and is a predicted model, not a curated record. The transcript is spliced from 5 exons. The coding region runs from base 1 to 852 and encodes 283 amino acids. NCBI's taxonomy places the organism in Eukaryota, Fungi, Ascomycota, Pezizomycetes, Pezizales, Morchellaceae. Gene Ontology annotation, molecular function: oxidoreductase activity, acting on the CH-OH group of donors, NAD or NADP as acceptor.
AUGUAUCAAUUACCAUCAGCACUCCUCCACUCAGUUCGGGGGUUGGGACUUCUUUACUGGACCCCGCAGUUCCACCGGACAUUUUCCCAUGGCAUCCAUCAGGUAGCAGAUUCAGCACUACCACUCCUUAACCAGCGCGCACUAAUAACCGGCGGCACUCGCGGCAUCGGACUUUCUAUCGCAAAAGCACUUGCUAGUGCUGGUUGUUCUUGCAUACUCGUUGGCCGUGAUUCUGCCACACUCUCAAAAGUCCAGCAUGAACUUGCGAUGCCGGGGGGUGCUGAGAAACAUGGAGUUCUUGCCGGUGAUGUCAAGGAACGUAGUUUCUGGGAUGAAGUUAAGAAGGGUUAUACAGACCUAGAUAUCCUCGUAAACGCCGCUGGAAUUACGCAUAACUCGUUGCUGAUAGCAAUGAAGUAUGAUACGAUUGACGAAGUGGUCAAUACGAACCUAUUGGGUAGCAUAUACGGCUGCAGGGCUGUAUUGAAGAAUAUGGUGCGGCGGAAGGGAGGUAAAAUUAUCAACAUAUCCUCGGUUCUAGGCUCCCAUAAGGGUGGUAAGGGGUCCGCUGCAUACGCUGCCAGCAAAGCCGGUGUUCUUGGCCUCACAAAAGCUCUCGCAGAUGAGUACGGCGCCCACAAAAUCCGCGUCAAUGCUAUUCUUCCUGGAUAUAUAAAAACGGACAUGACGGAUGCAAUGUCAAAGGAAGCUUCAGAAAUAGCAUGGAGUCAGAUACCCAUGAAGCGUUUUGGGGCUUCGGAAGAUGUGGCACAUGCGGCACUGUUUCUGCUGACAAAUGAGUACUCAAAUGGCAGUGAGGUAGUUGUCGAUGGAGGACUUUCAACCUUCUAG